AGGAGGGGGGAAAAAAGACACACACACACAAAAAAUUAGUUACAAGAUGGCGACUAACAACUGCCUGAACACUGGAAAACAAUAGAGACAGCGCAGCAGGGCAGAGUUUAUUUCUUUACCGUCUGCCUUUUUCUUUUUCAUGUCGAGUCAGACCGGGGGACAGUAGUGUUAUUGUGUGUACUUUAAGACUUCUGAAGCAGAUUGGGAAGAAAGUGAGUUUAUAAUGCUUUGUUUGAGGGCUAGUUAGCAGGCAAGCUAAGCUACAUCCGUAGCUGUAAUGUAACUGAGAGGAUCAGCUGUUAGCCGCAGUGCUACUUUAAAAGUUACUUUUACUUGCAAAACUCACGCGUAACUCUCUAAGUUGGUGUUUUCGGGCUGAAUGGAUGUAAUGUAUGUGCUUUUACCCAUCACUUUCUAACCUUUCGUCGGUAGGUUUUAUUUCAAGUACGUCUUUUGUCAACUUCAACUGUGAGGUGAAAAAAAAAUAGCACGUUUAUUUUUUAAUCUGUUGCUAAAAUUUCGCGACAAGAGAGAAAAAUCGAUUUCACGACGUGUCGUAUCGCACAUAUAAACGAGAGGUAACGUUACAUAUUUAAGAGUUUUUACGUUUUCAAAAAGAGAUCCCUUAAGUAAAAGUUUUGACUUUUCUCUUAAACUUUUCCAUAAAUUAUGUACGUUACAUGUCUAAACAAAUGUAACUUUUAAGAUGCAAACGCUGUUAUUGUUAGGGAACGCUUUCAUUCAUGAAAUCGUAGUUUUUUCUUGAUUCUGGUUCGUGUCAGGACUCCCGGCUUGAAUACAGUUAUAUAAGGAAGACUGUUCAGUGAUUUGUUUAGUUUAAAGGAAAUCUUUGAGUUUUUGCGUUUGGACUCUUUUCUGAACAUAAGCGCUCAAAUCUGAACUAUGUGCCUUUUCUUUUGUUGUAACGUUACAAGGAGGCAGAUAGUGAUAAAAAUGCAGGCAGUUGAGUGUGUUUUGUAAAGACACACACGCGCACACGCUCUGAAACAGCACGAUCUGUCCUGAGAGUUGUGCUGGUAUCCGGAGACUCGAGGGAGUUUAUAAACGCGGCUCUUCUGGAUGAUGGCAGAUUUUGUGGUGCCGCGGCACAGCGCGGUGAUGGAGCGGCUGCGGCGGCGCAUCGAGCUCUUCCGGCGGCAUCACACCGGCUGUGAGAACCGCUAUGACAGCACGGCCAUGGAGCGGCUGGAGAUGGAGAGACAGCAGACGUUCGCGCUGCAUCCGCGCUGCCUGCAGGCCAAGCCCAAGCGCCCAAACAACAAGCACCGGCAGCCGGCGGCGGCGAGCGCAGACCCCGCGGGGCACAGAGGCACAGGCGGCGGGGGAACCGGCGCGGAGCUGGCGGACGGAGCGAGCGGGACAGCCGGGGAGCAGAGCAGAAACAGCACGCUGAUCGCGUUACAUGAUACUGUCAAGAGGAAGCUGGAGAAUGCUGGUUCACCUCUAGGCCGAGACCAGGUCAAUGGUUUCAUUGACGGCUACCCGCCCAAUAAAAAAGCCUGUGUUAAGGAUGCAUUGGGGAGUCUUAAUGGGGUCUCGAACGGCACAGUGCCUCCUCUCUCUCCUUUGGACUCCAAACAUAACGUGAGUACUGAAGCCAUGAUGGCCAAUGGGAACCACAGAGCGGUCGGUGGAGAGCACAACGGGUCUGGUCUAACAGAUAGCGGGGCAUUACGUGGCUCAGAGUCCGAUUUCCGCCUGAAAGAAAUGAAGCAAGAGCCUGUGGACGAUAUCUUGCCCUGCAUACUGCCUGGUGGAGGUGUGAAUGGAAACAACAGCCUCUUCCCUGACCUCAACCUCAACGAUCAGGACUGGAGUGAGAUCAUGGAGGAGUUCAACCGCUCCGUACCCUACGAAGACAUCCAGGAGCUCUUCAGUGACAGUUUUGGAGAUCGCAAGGACCCCGAGCUCACGUCCGCCGGUGCAGCUCAGAGCUUGAUGCCACCAGAUCUGGCCAGCGUGAAGACUGAAUUUUCCCCCACUACGGCUUCCUCCGCCUUCGAUCAGGACUCUUGCAAUGGUUCACCUCAGGUGAGACCCACCUCAUCUGGGCCUCCGCUUCACACCAACUCCCCUGCAACGGCUCCGGCCACAUCGCCGGCCCUGCCUGUGCAGCAGCAGACCACCAGACAACUCCCAAAUCACCUGCUGCCCGCCCCAUCCAAAGACCUGUCCCCCGCACAGCAACUGCAGCAGUUAGCAGCACGCGAGCAGCAGAGGGCGAUAUUGCAGCAGCAUGUGGUUCAGAAGCCGCCUCAACAACAAAAACAACAGCAACAGCAAGCUGCGAAAUUUCACCAGCAGCCCAACCACUCAACAUCUUGGCCCCAAAAUGCACCCACCCAAAGUCAAAUGGGUGGAACCUUUGGCAUUGAGAAGUCCACCAGCCCUUCUUUGUACCCGCAAGACUUCCCCAACCCCAAGACCCUGCUCAUGCCCAACAAGGGUUCUCCCAAAGCAGGCGCUCCAGCCGGCUACAUGCAGCCCAGUGGACAUGCCAACAUGUUAAGUCACCCAGCUGCGCCCACAGGGCCCCUCAGCCACCCACCCAACCCAGGAGCCCAGGCUGCCAUGCUGGACUACAGUAACACUAAACCCCUGUCCCAUUAUGAGGCUGGAGCCCCUGGUGCACCCAGGGGCCCUCCGGCCACACAGAACCAGAACCAGGCCAUUCUGAACCUGAUGCUACAACAGCAGAUGGCUAAGCAGAGGCCGACCAGCAUGAACUUCAGACCAGCGCACCACCAGCAUGCUCCGGAUUCAGGGUCUUACCCCUCCAGCUCUCAUGUUCCCGGCCCGGGUAACACUAUGACACCACAGCAGAGCAGCAACGGCAUCCCGGGGAACCACAGUAACACGGCCUACAUGAAGCAGCAGCAGCAGCAGAUGCAGCUGAUCAGUCAGCAGAAGCAGUUCCUCCAGAGACAGAUGAUGGUCGAGCAGGAGAAGCAGCGGCAGCAGGAACAGCAGCUGCAGAGGCAUCUGACCCGUCCACCGCCUCAAUACCAGGACCAACAAAACCCGCAGGCCCAGCAAAACCCAUUCCAGCAGCAGCAACAGGUCUCUCAAUUCGCCGGUGGGCCGCCCUGCCUGGCCCAGCAGCACUCCUCCGGCUUCAGCGAACACACCAUCUCCGGUCCAUCUCAACCUAUAGGAAAUGUCAGCUCUCUGAGUGGCCCCACCCCUGGAACGCAACGGAUGUUCUCUCAAGCACAAGGCAUGAUGGGAAUGGGGGUUGGCCAGAAUACUGGACCAAGCACUGGUCCCACUCCAGCCGCCAGUCAAGCAGACAUGAACCACCCGUCCUGCACAGGUGGUCUCGAUGUGCAACAAGUCCUCUACGGCAACAUGCCCAUGCAUCCCUCCCACCCCAGCCAGCAGAGACCACCUCUGUCCUCCAUGUCUGCCGCUUACCGCCAGAAUGUUCUAGCAGCUCAGCAACAAGCACACUUGAAAAACCAGCCCAAUGCUGCUAUGCUGAAACAACAACAACAGCAGCAGCAGCUGGCCCGUAUGCCCAACAGCAUGUCCAACACCUUGGCUAAUAACAUGGGCUCUGCUAUGCCCAACUCCAUGCCAAACAGUAUCCAGGGUGCCUUGCCUUCACAGGCCCAGUCAUGGCAGCAGCAGCCCCAACAGCAUCCAGGUCUCCAGCCCGGCUCUGCUAACGGAGGCAUUCCAGCAGGUUUCCCCAACUCUGGCUUCCAGAUGCAGUCAAGAUUGUCCAAACUUCCCAACAACAACCAGUUUGCUCAGGGAGGCAUGGGAAACAGUGCAGCUGGUAGGACCCUGGCAGGUAUGAAUCCUGGACAAAUGAUGCCUAACAUGAACCAGCAACGGACCAAUAACCCAGGCAUGUCCCAACAGCUGCCUCCUCCUGGCCAGCAGACGGCCCAGCAGGGGCAGCCACAGGCGUCGUCUCAAACUCAGCAGGUUCUGCCUGACUUGGGACCUUUCAGCCAGCAACAGGCCGGACCCAACCGCACCGCAGGACUUCAGUGCAGUCAGGCCUAUCAGCUGAACAGGACAGCCAAUCAGCAGCUCCAGUUUAGCUACAGCGCCCAAUCAGGAGGCAGCUUGUCCGGGUUUUCUGCCGAGACCGACCUGGUGGACUCUCUGUUAAAGAAUCCGACAUCGCAAGAGUGGAUGGAUGAUCUAGAUGAGCUGCUGGCCAGUCACCAAUGAGUGAUGGCCACAGGUCAAUACUAGUGCCUUUGGUAGAGGAGAAAACAUGUACAUCCACGUCAUGUUUUCAGAGAUGGUGAAACUGCUCAUAUCACGGUCAGAUCUGCUGUGUUCUCGAUUGAGUAUGUAUAUCGUGUAUAUAAUAGAGGUCAAGUAGAGCACAGAGCCUGUCACUGAAGUAUUUUCUGGACUGGAAAUGUCAGAGAGGGAAGUGCUCUACUACUGAACCUGUGGCUCAGUAAAACCACUGAAUUUUCUUAUGACAAGUGUGUGCUGAAACGUGCGUUCAGCCAUCAUAUGUGUUUGCUGUAGGCACGAGGAGGCUCUGUUCAAUGUCAGGAGUGUCUUGACAUUUCCACAAGCCUUAAAUUUGCACUCUUGAAGAUGCACAACAUGUGAUUACAGAAAACGGUCUAAAGCAAUAGUUAACCCAAAAAUGAACGUUUGAAUCAUUAAUUAACCAUGUUGAUCCAAAUUCAGAUGACUUUGCUUCAUGAUGCUCCCAGCAGGGUCUAGCACCAACCCCCCCAAAAAAACACACCUGAACCAGAUAAUCAAUUCUACAGGAUCACUAGAAAACACAGAUGGUCUUUUUAUAGGAGAUGCUGAUUUUUAUAGCUCUGCUGUUGGAGAUUGAACAUUGGUCUAACGGUCAACGUGGAUCACAUGUGCCUUGAUAACCAAUCACAUUAUGUCCUUCACGUCACUGAAUUGCUGUCAGAUCUGAAUGAGAGUCAGUCACGGAUUGUGGAUACCAUAGAAAUGAAUGAAAAAUACAGCAAAAGCACUUCUGAUGCAAAAGUGUCCAAAUUCUCUCCAAAAAAUGAUUCCAAAGUGAUUGUUUCAUGGCAAAUAAUUUGAUUCAUAUAGUAACAAGCUGCUCAUCACAAAAGCAGUGUAUUCAGAGUUCUGAAGCCUCUUCUCCAUCCAGAAAACUGAGCCUUCUUCAUUUUUUAUCUUCCACUAAAGCUAGUCAUGUGAGUUUAGAAAUGCAUGAGGGAAUAAAGUGACAGUUCACCUAAACUGAAGUUCCAUAUGGUUUGUUCAUUGGUUAGUUUCUCAUUGACUAAAUUUAGGAAGUAGAUGCUUUGUGGUUUGUUUAAUCAGGCCAUGAACAGUGAGGAGGAUGAACUGAAUUACAGUGCUCCAGUGAAAGCAGAUCGCGUCAUUAGACUUUCAUGUUACACUACACUAAGUUGUGUGUUGGUGAGAGGGUUAAUAUUCCUGUUUGUUUUCUCCCUCUGCUGUCUGAUGUUACUUUGAGGUCAGGUCAGGCGCUGGUCCGAACCACAUUACCUGAACUCUCUCUUCAUCCGAGAUUCUGUGACAGGAUUUCAUGUAUAUUUAUAUAUUAUUUUGUAUGUAUUCAGUUCUUAUUGUUCAGGAGAAGAUAGAUCUUAUUUUUAUAUGUACAUUGUUGCAAGAUUUUGUAAGUAUUUUAUACUUUUUAUUAUUGUUCUCUGUAAAACAAGAGUAUUGUGUAAAUAUAGUUCUCUAGAAACGGU
Molecule: messenger RNA, 5711 nt
Organism: Cyprinus carpio (common carp)
Lineage: Eukaryota; Metazoa; Chordata; Actinopteri; Cypriniformes; Cyprinidae
Product: mastermind-like protein 1
Biological process (GO): positive regulation of transcription of Notch receptor target; Notch signaling pathway
Cellular component (GO): nuclear speck; nucleoplasm
Molecular function (GO): transcription coactivator activity
Source: RefSeq, a predicted model, not a curated record